AUGCGUAGUCCUCCACCUGUUUUCCGAGGUAUCUUUUCGCCACUUUACCAAAUUCCCCCUGCUCAUUCAAUCUUCUAUAGCAAAUCCUACAGGCCAUCUUUACUUUCACUUCGUUUUCAGUCAUCUUCUUGUGUUGCCCUGAAAGUUACUGAACUUAACGACCCAUCAACUGAUUCGGCUUUGUCCAAUAUAGAAAACCACCAAAAGUUUCACCUUUGUGAUGGGUUUAAGAAAGUAUCCAGAGAUAUUGAUAGUCUUAGUUGGCCCAACUCGAAGUCGUCAACUCUAAUAGGAGAAAGAGAUUCUAAUAGGAGGCGAUUUGACAAGUUGGGUAAUGGAGGGGUCACAGAAUUUUAUGAAAGAAAGAAGCUCAAGUGGUAUUCGGAAAUGUUGCGAAAUUGUGCCUUGAAAUUGUCCUUGAAUCAGGGUAAAACAAUUCAUGGGCAGAUAAUAAAAAAUGUAAUUCACCCAGACUCCCAUUUGUGGGUUUCCUUGAUUAAUUUAUAUGCGAAGUGUAAAAGUUUAGUUUUUGCUCGCCGGGUGUUGGAUGAGAUGCCUGAGAGAGAUGUUGUGGCAUGGACGGCUUUAAUUGCGGGUUUUGUGGCCGAAGGGUAUGGUAGUGAUGGGGUUAGUUUGUUAUGUGAGAUGAGAAAUGAAGGUCUGAGGCCGAAUGAGUUUACUUUUGCGACAGCUCUGAAAGCUUGUUCUAUAUGUUUGGAUUUAGAGUUUGGGAAACAGGUGCAUGCAGAGGUGGUUAAAGUUGGGGUUUUUUCGGAUACUUAUAUCGGUUCUGCUCUUGUUGACCUUUAUGCAAAAUGUGGUGAAAUGGAAAAUGCGGAUAAGGUUUUCUUUUUCAUGCCUGAACAGAAUGCUGUGUCCUGGAAUGCUUUACUAAAUGGAUAUGCUCAAGUGGGUGACGGAGAAGUGGUUUUGGAACUGUUUUGCCAAAUGACAGAAUUGGAGAUGAAGUUUAGCAGUUUUACUUUGUCGACUGUCCUAAAGGGAUGUGCAAACUCAGGCAAUUUGAGAGCUGGUCAGGCUGUACACACCAUGACAAUAAAGAUUGGCAGUGAACCUGAUGAAUUUGUUAGUUGUAGUCUUGUGGAUAUGUAUUCAAACUGUGGGCUGGCAGAUGAUGCACUCAAAGCAUUUAGGAGGAUAAAAAAUCCUGACAUAGUGGCUUGGAGUGCAAUGGUCAGUUGCCUUGAUCUGCAGGGGAGGAAACAGGAAGCAGUUGAGCUAUUUCACUUGAUGCAGCGUACAGGUUUGACACCUAAUCAAUUUACUUUUUCUAGUCUUGUUAGUGCAGUCAGUGCCUUGGGUAAUCGACAUUAUUGUGAAAGCAUCCAUGCAUGUGUAUACAAGCAUGGUUUUGACUCUGAAAAUCUAGUAAGUAAUGCAUUGAUUACGAUGUAUAUGAAAAUUGGGUCAGUUCAUGAUGGCCACAACGUUUUUAGUGCAAUGAGUAAUAGGGAUGUAGUUUCAUGGAAUGCCCUAUUAUCUGGAUUCCAUGACAUUGAAACUUGUGAUCAAGGGCCCAAGUUCUUUAAACAGAUGCUUAAGGAAAAUUUCAGGCCCAACAUCUACACAUUUAUCAGCAUUCUAAGGUCUUGUUCUUGCCUUUCAAAUUUCACCUUCGGAAAGCAAGUGCAUGGCCUUAUAAUUAAAGUCAACCUUGGUGGUGAUGGUUAUGUCGGAACUGCUCUGAUUGACAUGUAUGCCAAGUGCAGGUGCUUAGAGGAUGUUGAAAUAAUUUUUAACAGGUUAAACGAAAGAGACCUCUUCACUUGGACAACGAUAAUUGCGGGUUAUGCACAGUCUGAUCAGGGGGAGAAGGCUAUUCGGUGUUUCAGUCAGAUGCAAAAAGAAGGUGUUAAACCCAACGAGUUCACUCUUGCCAGCUGUUUGAGAGGUUGCUCUGGGAUAGCUAGCCUUGUAAAUGGGCAACAGCUGCAUGCCUUGGCAAUCAAGGAUGGGCAAUUUGGUGAUAUGUUUGUCACUAGUGCCCUUGUUGAUAUGUAUGGAAAAUGUGGGUUCAUUGAUGAUGCCGAGACUAUAUUUAAUGACAUGGAGUCAUGUGAUACUGUGUUGUGGAACACCAUGAUAUGUGGAUACUCACAACAUGGGCAGGGAGAAAAAGCUCUUGAAGCUUUUAAAAUUAUGUUGGAUGAGGGUGUCUUACCUGAUGCGGUUACUUUUAUUGGUAUUCUGUCUGCUUGCAGCCACUUGGGUUUGAUUGAAGUAGGCAGAAAGCAUUUCGAAUCAAUGAGUAACAUGUAUAAAAUUACUCCUUUGAUUGAGCAUUAUGCUUGCAUGGUUGAUAUUCUUGGUCGGGCAGGCAAAGUUGAUGAAGUCAAAAGCUUCAUUGAACAGAUGAAGUUAACUCCAAAUGCCUUGAUCUGGGAAACUGUUCUUGGGGCUUCUAGGGUCCAUGGAGAUCUGGAACUUGGGGAAAUAGCUGCCAAGAAACUUUUUGAAAUAAAUCCUGAAAAAGACUCAACUUAUGUACUGUUUUCUAAUAUGUUGGCCGUCAAAGCGAAGUGGGAUGAUGUUUCAAAGGUUAGGGGAAUGAUGUCCAGUCGGGGUGUGAAAAAGGAACCUGGGUGUAGCUGGGUCGAGGUUAAUGCUCAAAUCCACACCUUCUUGUCUCAAGAUGCCACACAUCCAAGGAUUUGGGACAUCCAACAGAAGUUGGAAGAGCUGGUCCAGAAACUUACUUCAGUAGGCUAUACUCCAAACACCAAUUAUGUGCUUCAUAAUAUCACUGAUAGAGAAAAAAUCGAGAACCUCCUUUAUCAUAGUGAAAAGUUGGCUUUAGCAUUGGCCCUUAUAAGCAAUGUCCCCGGUAAAGCAGUUAGAAUCUUUAAAAAUCUCCGCAUCUGUGGAGACUGCCAUGAAUUUAUGAGGCUUGUUUCCGGCAUCACGGAUCGGGAAAUAAUUGUUCGUGACAUUAAUCACUUCCAUCACUUCCAGAAUGGCACAUGCUCAUAUCUUCAGGAAUCUGAGGGAUGGUGUACCUGCUGCAAAAGGUCUUCCGCAAUUGGAGAUUCCUCGAAAUUGAAGUGUUUCCAGUAUCACAGUUUCAAGGAGAAUGUUUGCAAUUUGAAGAAGCAGGAAGCUGAUUGUAUCUUCAAAAUUGGUGUUAUAGAAGGAGACAGACUGGAGUUGAACAAGACUCUGGAGGACAAUGCAAUUUGGAAUGCAAAUCCAUUGACUGGCUUGUCAAGUGCUUCUGCAUACAAAGCGGAACUUUGCAAGGGACUCAGAAAAAGAGGGGAGCGCUCUAGGAAUAUGCAACAUACGGAGGAGUGGUUCAACGAGGAAUAG
This is a messenger RNA of Ilex paraguariensis (yerba mate), 3327 nucleotides long. The record is from the annotation of a GenBank genome assembly. NCBI's taxonomy places the organism in Eukaryota, Viridiplantae, Streptophyta, Magnoliopsida, Aquifoliales, Aquifoliaceae.